Photinus pyralis (common eastern firefly) is the source of this 672-nucleotide messenger RNA. RefSeq lists its product as uncharacterized. Lineage: Eukaryota; Metazoa; Arthropoda; Insecta; Coleoptera; Lampyridae. The record is from RefSeq and is a predicted model, not a curated record. Bases 295 to 657 code for a protein of 120 amino acids. The transcript has 4 exons.
AAUUGUACCCAUUGACAAGUACAAUAAUCAUUCAUGUUCAAAUGGUUCUCUUAUCACUUCGUGUGUGCGCGCUGUUUAUCGCGAACAUUGACAUUCAUUUUGUUUAAGAAAGUGGAACAAUGAAGAUGAGUUUGUUUUAUAUUGCGGAACACGCCGCUCCUCAAUUGUUAUUUUAUUUGUGCUGUAUUUUUUAGUGUGGUGACUUGAAGAAGAGCUGAAUAACAUUAAGGAAUUCGUCAUCGUCGUCCAACGCGUUCUCGAAAAUGUGAUAUUCUGAACUCCACAAAAGCCAAAAUGUCUCAGCUGCAAAGCACUCGGGCCGAACGGAUGGCCCACUACAAGGAGGAGCGUCGCAAGCAAUUGGCGUCGCAGUUCGGUACGACGCCAAGCGAGUCUCAGCCGUCGGCGAAGAAACGUCCUAUUCACAAAGACGUCUCGAGCAGCUCGGAGGAGCCCCGUACGACGCGAGCUUCCAGAUUGCGUGCGGCUGCCGCCUCUCAAGAGGAGAAACCUUCCCAGCACAUGUCAAAUGGAAUUGAUGCUCAACGUAGUCUUAAAAUAGAACGCGAUAAAAGCGGUAAACGUAAGUCGAAUCUAAAUCGAGCGUUAAAUUCCGAAGAAGUUCCUCAACCAGAUUCAACAGCCAUGGAUUUAUGAAGAUUUUGUUUUGUU